CUUAAGAACAAUGGAAAACCCUGAUGAUUAUGAUAUCGACACAGAUCUUGGAACUUCCAUUGAUGAAGGGGACAAAACUGACCCUAGCAAAUGUCGCUUGGUGUGCUGGGACCUGAAGGAGCGGGGGGCAGUGGGGGAGACCUGCCUGCAUCUGUGCCUUCUCAACGCAACAUCCAUACAUGCAGACCUCGCCAAAAGGCUCCUGAGGUUUUACCCAAAGCUCAUCAAUGACAUCUAUAUGUGUGAUGAAUACUAUGGAGAGACUGUACUGCAUCUGGCAAUUGUGAAUGAGGACCCUGCAAUGGUGAAGUUCCUGCUGGAUUCAGGUGCAGAUUACCACGAGCGUUGUGUCGGUAACUUUAUGUGCCCAGAGGAUCAGAAAGGUUCCCGUACAGACUCACUUGAUCAUGAAUACGUCAAUCUCUCUCCUGAAACCAACUAUGAGGGUUACGUGUACUGGGGAGAAUACCCUCUGUCUUUUGCUGCAUGUUUGGGCCAGGAAGAAUGUUACAGGCUGAUGUUGGCCAGGGGUGCCAAUCCUAAUAAUCAGGACACAAAUGGAAAUACUGUACUCCACAUGUUGGUCAUAUAUGAAAAACUGUCAACUUUUGACAUGGCCUAUAAGGUUGGUGCGUCUCUAGCAGUGCGUAACUUGCAGAACCUCACACCACUCACCCUGUCUGCCAAGCUUGCACGAAUAGAGAUAUUCUUCCACAUCCUCAACAUUGAGCGAGAGAUAUAUUGGCAGAUAGGAAGUAUUACUUGUGCUGCAUACCCACUAGAACAAAUUGAUACUAUUGAUAUUGAAACAGGGAACAUCAGCAAGAACUCAGCACUAAACCUGGUUGUGUUUGGGGAUAAAGACGAACAUUUAGAACUGAUGGAUGGCAUGCUUGUGGAUCUUCUUAAUGCCAAAUGGAAUGCAUUUGUCAAAUUCAGGUUCUACCGACAGUUCUUCUUGUUUCUCUUCUACUUUCUAAUUUCUCUGGUUUGCUUUACCCUCAGGCCUGGUCCACCUCCAAAGCAAGCAGCUACAACAUCUCCACCCCUCAAUAGUACUAGCUCAAAUGUCACUACUCCUAUCCCACUGAGCAACACAGAUGAAGAUGAUGAUGAUGACGAUGACUGGUGGGAAGACCUUAUAGAGGAGUGUCGACUGAUGCAGUUUGGGUCCCUGAAAGCGAAGAUUCGAGUUAUCUGUGAGUUAUGCAUGGAGAUUGGUUCCGUGCUAUACAUUCUGGCAGCUCUACGGGAGGCACGCUUUCUUGGUCUCAACAUGUUCAUCGAGAACUUGAUGACAGCACCAUCACGUGUUAUGUUCCUGUGCUCCUGUGUUCUGAUGCUCUUCAUGCCACUCCUCAGAUUCUCCUGCCUCACAGAGAUUGAAGAUGUAGUUGCUGUUUUCAUCAUGCUGACAACAGCGCCAUACUUCCUCUUCUUCUGCAGGGGCUUCAAAACAGUUGGACCAUUUGUGGUGAUGAUAUACCGCAUGAUUAUGGGUGACCUCCUGCGAUUUGUGUCAAUUUAUCUUGUGUUUGUCAUGGGAUUCUCACAAUCAUACUACAUUAUCUUCCUGUCAUUUGACAACCCAAACACGCCAGAGGGAGUGGAUGAUUCGGUGUCCAACCCUAUGUCCAGUCCAACAGAAUCUGUGCUGGCCAUGUUUCUCAUGUCAAUGACAAACUUUGGUGACUACUAUGGUGCAUUUGAGCGGACAGAACAUGAAUUUGAAGCGAAGCUCCUUUUUGUGGUUUACAUGGGCAUUGUGGCCAUCUUGCUGGUGAACAUGUUGAUAGCUAUGAUGGGCAACACAUAUCAGAAGAUUGCUGAAACCCGCAAUGAGUGGCAGAGACAGUGGGCCCGCAUUGUGCUGGUUGUAGAACGAGGUGUCAGUCCAGCACAGAGGCUCAAGAAGCUCAUGGAUUACUCCCAGCCAAUGUCUGAUGGGCGCCGAGCCCUUGUGCUGAGACUCAAUCAGUCGGAGGAAGACAAGGAAGAAAUGAAGGAGAUUCUUGAGAUGAAGAGGGUACAUCAGCGCAUUGUCAAGAGAAGGAAGCAGGGCUGUAGCAAGAUACUUUCAUCAAGUCCCAGUCCGAAAAGGCUCGUACUAUAAUCAAGAUUCAUGACUGAAAAAUUGUUCCUCAAACAAUUAGUAAUUACUGGACAUUAAAAGUUAAUUUUUCACAGAGCACAAUAUUGGCAGAACUCUCCCUCCUGGAAAAGCUGUCAUUAUCAUUCUUAUCAGCAACAUGCAAGAAUUAAAGUGUAGAAAUGGAUAUCACAUAUGCCACAGAAUUGUUACAGUAAUAAUAUGUGUUCCCCCAAAGUCAUAACAAUAACUUCACGAACUCAAUGGAGCAGAGUUAUUUUUGAGAAGCUAAUAGUUGCUCAGAUAGUAAAGCAAUUGCCCACCUUUUAUGAAACUCAGAGGUUCUUAGUAUGUUCACAAGUGUCUCACCAUUGCUCUCUAUCCUGAAACAUGUUAACUAGCCCACACCCUCAAAACCCAUUUAUUUUAGAUCCAAUUUAAUAAUAGGUUUUCUAUUCCCAUACAAGCUUAGGUCCUCCAAGCACCUCUUAUCUUCUGGGGUUUUGUCUAAAAUUUUAUGAAUUUCUCACAUCUUACAAAUAUUUUCAUGCCCUGGCCUUUUCUUUUUUCUGAUAUACUGAGACAAGGCGACAGCAUGACACUUCAAUUUCUAUUGGGAAUGAUUGGCAUAUCAUAUGUAAUUAUAUUAUUUAUAAAUUCUUGAUUGAAAAUUAUAAAAUCUAUGUUCAGGUACCUGUAUUUAUAGAUACUGUUGUUGCUGUGCAUUGUGACAUUCUGCUGUAAUCCUAAAAUACUGUAGCUCUGAAAUCUCCUUCUUCUGGGAUGUAAUGCUGUGAAGUGGUAGAAGUGUACUAACACUUCAGAGGAACACAUUUUCUCCAUCAUCAGAGUGAGAGUAAACCAAACAAGGAGCUAGCAAACCACCACCUUCUAGCUGAUUUCAUGAUUGGCUUAUUCUUUGAUCCUGAGGAUGGAGCCAGUAUAUUCCUCAGAAACAACAGAACCACUACAGUUUAUAUGAUGUUACAUCCCAGAAGAUAGUACUCUUCACAGACACUGCUCUGAGGACCUGAAAUCCAACAUAUAUAUCUUAGUCUGUUAGAUAAAUGUAAAGUUAUCUGUCUUCUUAAUUGAGUGCCAUGCCAUGAAAAUAUAUGGAGAGGUAUAAAUAUAUCUCCCCAGUCCAUGGUUUAUGCUAACCAUCUUACAGUGUAUACACUUUUUCACCUUAUUCUUCACUUCCACACU
Molecule: messenger RNA, 3298 nt
Organism: Cryptotermes secundus
Lineage: Eukaryota; Metazoa; Arthropoda; Insecta; Blattodea; Kalotermitidae
Product: transient receptor potential cation channel subfamily V member 5
Exons: 15
Coding region: 11-2113 (700 amino acids)
Biological process (GO): calcium ion import across plasma membrane
Cellular component (GO): membrane
Molecular function (GO): calcium channel activity; protein binding
Source: RefSeq, a predicted model, not a curated record